CAUCUGCACGCACAUCGCCUCAUAAUUCAUUCAUUGGCGCGCCGAUUAUAUCGAAAAUUGUAGCGUUAUGAAAUACGUGUGAUAAUAUUCCGCUUUCAUUCUGAAAAGCUGAAGGCGGAAGUGCUGUGUUCUGCAAGGUUCCCGAUGACGUCAUUCCGGUUAGUGUUUUUUGUCAACACAAUAAGGUAAAAAACGCGACCGGAUUCCAGAAACACCUCUCGGGACGGUUACACUCUUCGUGACCGGUCGCCUCGCGGUCCAGCUCGACGCGGAGUGUUUCUUCCACUCGCAGAGUGACGUCACUGCUCCCGUCGGUUCUUUUCCCGUCGAGCGCUGAACGGAAUGACAGCGAACUACCGGCGGAGCUAACGUCAAGACGACUGGUUGAAACGGCGGCCACACCGCGGAGCUCCGGUUGACCCGCUCAUGGUGGUCUCGGCUCAAUGGGGAACUGCCUGUUUUUUCAAGGAGCGGACGACCUGUCGCUGCUGAACGAGUCGGAGGGGGGCAGUCUGCCCGGUGAGCCUCCGCCGCCCUACCAGGAGCGCUCCCAGUCUGUGCAGGUGUACCAUCCCACCCCGGGGGAGAGUCGCCUGGCGUACCAGCUCACUGAGGAGGAGCAGGUCCGCAUUGCCCAGCGGAUCGGUUUCAUCCAUCACCUGCCCAAAGGCGUCUUCGAGUCGGGCUCCGACCCCUCUGACAAGAAAGUUAAAGAGUGUGUGAUCUGCAUGAUGGAUUUUGAGUACGGCGACCCCAUCCGGUUCCUGCCCUGCCUCCACGUCUUCCACGUGGACUGCAUUGACCCCUGGCUGAUGCGCUCCUUCACCUGCCCCUCCUGCAUGGAGCCGGUGGACGCUGCCCUGCUGUCCUCUUACGAAACCAACUGAGCGGCCCCGCGGCGGCCGCUCCCGCCUCAAAGCAGCUGCACCUUUUUGUUGCCGAAAACUGUCCGAGCCGUUCAGACGGGUAGCCGAGGUGACGCGGCACCAUGCCCGGUGUUUUAGGACGCGGCGAGGUGUUGAGAGCUGUGCCUGACCGCUUCCUUAAAGUCUCAUAUGCACCUAUUUGGGCUUUGGAAACUCUUUGCCAUUAACAGUCGGACGACGUGCCAAAUCGAGCUCGAUGAAGAAUAUGGAAAGCUGUACGCGUCGCAGAAUACGACUGCAAAUCAAUUUCACUUUUGUACGAUGCACGUCACCUUUGUGAUUCACUGCCCCUUUCUAGACGUAAUGUGCAAUAUGUAAUAUCUACGGAGAAAAUGCAGGAAAUUUCUCUCGGCCCAGUGAAGUUUUGUUGUUUUUUAAAGAUCAUGUGGCCUUGAACGUCCCACAACAACUCUCUAUUAAUAUGCAAUCAUCAGAACAGACAUUGUUGUUUUCCCCUUAACCGUUCACGUCUAAAGCGUGACGAGAGAGAGAGAGAAUGGUCUCCAUUUGGAUGCAAUUCAUUUUAUUUGACUACAGUUGUCUUUACGUUUUUUCCUUUUGAAGCUGCUUUUAUAAAUAUUUUUUUGUUUCUUUCCCACAAUAUGGAUCCAUUUCCUUUGCUUUGAAUCUGUGCUCCAUUUAGUUUUAAUAAUCGGUCCUUGGCGUGUCCUGUUGAUUGUUUACUGCCAGUAACAUUUACAAGGACAAGAUGUGCUGUGUACCUUGGGCUACUCGUGUGUGUGUGUGUGUGUGUGUGUGUAAUACAGCAAGUAGAGAUUGGCAUGUCAGUUGUAAACUUGUUGUAGUUCCAAGCUUGUUUUGUGGUGACUGCCUUCUUGCAGCAAAUGUUGCAUUUCCGGAGCUCCUGAGUCUGGCGAUCACUUUCAUCUUUUGGUAUUAGACGUGCGCUCUGACUGAGUCAUGUCCACGACAAACAAAGACAAGCAGUCGAAAGGAAUGUGUCCAGAAUGUAAAGCAUCCUUUCGGCUUUAAAGGUCUGGACGCUACACAUUUCUGAUUCACUCAGGCUGCGGUGCCUUUGAGAGGUCGAGGAAAACCGAUUCCUGUGAAGUACAAUCAUUUCUGACAUGACUUUUAAUUUUUACUUUAGUUGUCCUCGAGGGGGAAACAGAUACCAGCACUGGACUGUCACUAUGAAUUAGGCCAGAAAUAAAGCCAGCAUUUAACUGACUGCUAUUUAUAAUGUGUGCGAAUCACAGCUUUGUUUGGAAAUCAUAAUAAAAGUGGAAACCAGAUUUUAAACUGUA
Molecule: messenger RNA, 2194 nt
Organism: Pseudoliparis swirei
Lineage: Eukaryota; Metazoa; Chordata; Actinopteri; Perciformes; Liparidae
Gene: rnf11a
Product: ring finger protein 11a
Exons: 3
Coding region: 444-887 (147 amino acids)
Source: RefSeq, a predicted model, not a curated record